Jaculus jaculus (lesser Egyptian jerboa) is the source of this 1043-nucleotide messenger RNA. It is a transcript of the gene C4H3orf52, whose product is annotated as chromosome 4 C3orf52 homolog. The transcript has 9 exons. Lineage: Eukaryota; Metazoa; Chordata; Mammalia; Rodentia; Dipodidae. The coding region runs from base 1 to 990 and encodes 329 amino acids. The record is from RefSeq and is a predicted model, not a curated record.
AUGAUUUUCAGGGCCUUAGAUGAGCUUAGAGGACGCCUGUGUGACCGGGAAAGUGACUCCCAGGCACUCUGGGGAGAGAAGGAGGUUGCAGCGGGGCUGGACUGGGUAGAAGGGACCCCCAAGGACUGCGCAGCCAGCCCAGCCCUGCCCUUCCCGGCACCGCACGCCACCCAGUGCUGGAUUGACCUGGCCUGCUUCUGCACCUACCCAAGAAAGGGCAUCGCAGCCAGCGCCCUGAACAAACCAGAAAAACAGCCCUCGGCCCGUUCAGGAGCCUGCGACAGGGCACGGUCCCAGCACCGUGCCCGCGUCCCGCGCCCAGGCUCCGCGCUCCCCAUGGCAGGGGCGUCAUCGCCCAACGAAGAUCUGGAGCUCUCAGAGCUGGAGGGGCAGCCGGACGAGGAAUCACCUCUCAAUGGCCUCCCUGUCCAGCCUCGUUCGGCGGAGGACCUCGGUCCUCGUCGGCCACCCCAGGCUGACAAGAAAAGCCCCUGGAGCUCUUGUAACAAGAAUGUGGUUGGAAAGUGCAAGCUGUGGAUGAUCUUCUCCUCUGUCCUCUUAGGCCUCAUGAUAGUGAUUAUCAUAGGCUUGUGUCUUAUGAGAGCAACUUACAUUGAUGAAGAUGAACACACAAUACCUGAGUUAUCAGGCAACAAAACCUUCUUCGUUAUGUUGAAGAUUCCAGUGGAGUGUGUUACUGAAGAGGGCUUGCCACACCUGCUCACCCAGAGGCUCACAGAGGUGUACAGUGCGUCGGCAUCUCUGAGUCGGUAUUUCACUUCUGUUGACAUCGUGGACUUCAGUGGUGAAAAUGCCACGGUGACCUACCACCUGCAGUUUGGGGUUCCAUCAGGAGAUGAUGACUUUAUGAAGUACAUGAUGAGUGAGGAGCUGAUCUUGGGCAUUCUGCUGCAGAAUUUCCAUGAUCAGAUCAUACCUAGUUGUGAGAGCCUCGGGCUUGACCCGGAAUCUUUCUUGUUCUACGAAUGAAGAGGAGGAGGUCGGGGCUAUGUGGCAAGGUCGGGGGCCCUGCUGAGUUUAGG